ACAUGUAAUAAAAAGCAACAGUUAUAGUUAAUGUAAGAUUUGGUAAGUACUUCUCUCAUCAUAAAUGUUCCAAGAUAAAAAGCUAAAACAACAAAGAAAAAAAAGAAAGAAAACAAGAGAUCCACCUCGAACUCCUCUCCUCACCAUCUCUUUCUCAAUCAUCAGAUACAUAAAAUGAGAGAAGACGAAUCCGACUGGUUCUCAAGAUGGGAACAAGACCUCCCCUCUCCCGACGAACUCAUCCCUCUAUCUCAAUCCCUCAUCUCUCCCGAUCUCGCUCUCGCCUUCGACAUCCGACCUCAACCUCAACCCAACUCCUCCGCUGAAUUCGCGGCGGAUUCAUCAGAUCUAGCCGAGCCAGCACGGACCUUAAAACGUCCUCGCCUCGUGUGGACGCCGCAGCUACACAAACGCUUCGUCGACGCGGUGGCCCAUCUCGGGAUCAAGAACGCGGUUCCCAAAACGAUCAUGACGCUCAUGAGCGUCGACGGGCUAACACGAGAGAACGUCGCGAGUCAUCUCCAGAAGUAUAGGCUUUACUUGAAGAGGAUGCAGGGAGGAGGAGGUGGUGGUUCGGAUCCGGCGACGGAUCGUUUGUUUGCUAGCUCACCCGUGCCUGCUCAUUUUCUUCACCCCAACCGCUCUGACCAUUUCAUGCCGUCUUUUGUCCCUGUCGCAACGCUUCAACAGCAGCAACAAAUGGCUGCGGUUGCGGCUUCUCAUCUUCAACCGCCUCAGUUUCACCACCGUCAAAUCGCGGCUGCUCAUUUUGGAUCGCCGACGGGGAAUGGGAAGUUUGAUGCGUCGUUCUUGGCGAGGCAAACGCAGAGAAUGUCUACACCAACGUUGCAUAGUCCGGUUGGUAACUACGUUGAGGAUUUGGAAUCUGCAAACGCUGCUAAUGGAGGAAGAGCGGUGUUGACUUUAUUCCCAACUCGAGAUGAUUAAAAUUUGGAGUCGAAUAAACUGGUAAUAAGAAUACUUGAUCAAUGUAAGGCAGUUACUUAUGUGACCACUGACCAUCCAAUUUGAAUAAUUUAAAUGUAAUGUUCAAAAUGUAUUUGCAGUCUUCAAGAACAUUGAGACAAGUUAAAUUCAGUGUUUAUCAGUUUAACAUUGAUUUGUUGAUAGUUAAUACAAUCCGGCGUGUGUUCAUGUUCUGUGUGUUGAAGCUGUUCCCUUGUAGAUUCUACUUUAGAAUCAUUGUGAAGAUGAGCUCUUGUACAUUUACUACUGUCACACACUCCAGUUCGGAAAAAAAAAAGGAACCGAUCUUAAUUAGAAAGUUUAUUUCACAAUUUUCUUGCCUUUUGUUUCAUAUAUAGAUUUGUUCUUGUAGCAUUGAAUUCUCAUGAAAAGUACAUUGCAGUUACUAAAACUUUUCAUAGCUUUUUGUUUACUUUGCGUCAUCUUUAAGUUUUAG
Messenger RNA from Eruca vesicaria subsp. sativa (arugula), 1423 nucleotides. The record is from the annotation of a GenBank genome assembly. Lineage: Eukaryota; Viridiplantae; Streptophyta; Magnoliopsida; Brassicales; Brassicaceae.